AAAAUUUGGUUGUGAAGUGUCUCAAGUUGAAAAUAAUAGUCGCCUGUGUGGAAUUGCAAAAGUAUUGCAAAGAAAAAAAAAAUGAGAUGUUGUAUUGUAUGUAUGCGCUUUCGCUGUGUGAAUGAGGAAGGAAAUAGAAGAAUUUAAAAUCAUGAAUUAUGAAAUAUAAAAGGUCUAAAGGCAGUAUCUGAACAAAUUUAUAAAAAUUUCUGCUGGAAAAUACAAAUAAUUUUCUUAGGUUAUGCGUUACGUAACAGAAGUACGUUAUAUGUACAUAAACCUACUGAAAUAUUCUUUGUAUUCAUAAGCACAUAUGUACACCAAUACUACUAUUCAUGAAUACAUACAAAAACACGAAUGUACAAUACUUUGUUUGCACGAGAGGCACUCGUGUAUUGCUCGUGUUCUAUUCGGUAAUUUCACGAACAUAAAGCCGAAUAUGCGGCUAACAACACGAACACUACAUACGCCAUUGUGCGAUUUUUGUUGGAACUUUAAAGCAAGCAAAUACAGUUGUGACCUGUUCUGUGGCGCACUAAUAUUUUACUUUGGCUGUAGUAGAGAAUAUGUUAUUUGCAAAGGGUUGUAAGCGUAGUCAGAUGAUUUUAUUACCUUAGUUAUACGUUUUAUAAAUAAAACGCAAAGAUGACGGAUUUUGAUACUAAAUUUAUGGAAAUGCAGAAAUAUCUGCCAUUCCUCAGGAAUGUCAUCGAGAAAUUGCGUAGCAGUUCCGAUCAAGAUGAUGACAAUCCGCGCAUGGCGCAAUUGAAAAAAAUGGAAGUGCUUCACGAUUUGCUGAAAGACAACAAGAAAAAAUUAAAAAUGGAGACAUUGAUGAAAUGUGAAGGAUUAUUAUUAAAGCUUGCCAGCAAAAUGGAAAGGAUACCCUUUUUGCAGGGUGAAACUGAAACUUCCAAACCAACAAGUCAUACUUCCAACAUAAAUAACACAACAACAAUGUCAGAAACAGAAGUGCCAAGUAAAACAGAUAAAGUGUCUAGUGUUGAUGUAGUAGAUAUAACAGGACCAGAGAGUCCACCACCACAACCUCUGGAGGAAGUACCACCUGUGGAAAUACCCACAGAACGGCGGAAAUCACCCAUGGAGGGUGAAAAAUUGUCAAGAGAUAGACAUAAACAGGAGCGACAACAGAAACACCACCACCAUCAUUAUCAUCACCAACAGCGCCAUGAACAUCAUGAAAGCAGCCAUCAAUCGCGUGAACAUCACACACAACAACAACAGUCAAAUCUCAAUCGAUCGGUUGCUCGUUCAAGCGAGCGAGAUCGUUCUAGUGAUUCUUCAAAAAUAUUUAAUAGACGCAGUGCUGGCAUGGAGAGCUCAAAAGAUGUGGUACCUCCAACUAUAAACGCCAUAAAUCGUGAUAAGAACCAUGUAGAGUCGUCGCGAAAUCGUGAUCCUCGCGCAUCGAAUGCUUUCGCCCAUGAAAUCUAUUCACCCGAAGAAUGUUGGGAUGAUUUCGAGGUCAAUAAAAGACCGUCAUUUAACACAAGUCAUUCCGCAAAAUCUUUAACACCCGACUCGCCACCAAUAUCGAGGCUGGAAGAUAGAUACCAUGAUACGAUAUUCAAUUUUAAGAAGCACUUGCCGAAAUCGAAUGAUAUGUUUUCGCGAGUACGUAAUCCGGACCCACCUAAGACGGUACCCGGUAGAUCUGCACCCAUUUCCAUACCCGUCAAAGUGCCUACCAUACCGGAGGUAUUGAAAAGCCCGCCAUUGUCAGCUAGUGAUAUCUCAGACUUGCUGAGUGAAAGUGAAGGAAAUGCGAAUGAUAAGAGUAUUCCCAGUAUUGCCGGAAUAGGUACACGUCGUCCGGCGAAGUCGCCGAAUAACACCAUGAGUUCAGCCACUGAAAUAUCACCAAGUGAAGCGUCAAAUCUCGACAAAAUACGUAAAAAGUUCGCCAUUGUUACAAAAGGCUCACCACAGCGGCGAGACAGUCCGGAUAUGUUGAAGCCACCAGUUACAACAACAAAACCGAAAGAUAUGGAAAGUUCUCUGCCCAACGAACGCGUAGCUUUAAAAUAUAAACCACAUCCGCGCGCGGAGCGAAGCACUUAUCAAAAUAAUAGUGACUUGCACGCUACCCCGCCAGCAGAUCCGCGCUUGAAUCCAAAUCGUUUUGUCGGUGCUACAAAUAAGUCAACUCCACCAAGUGCGUCAAAUUCUUUUAAUGCUCAGUUACCCCAGGAUCCCAGAUUAAGGAAGCCUACAGCUGCUGGCGCAAACACAGGCCUCUAUCAACAACCACAAGUAUCACCGCAUAAUAUGACUUCACCGCAAGCGCAAACCAAUUCAAAAGUUAGUGCCACAGUGACCAAGCCACCUGGGCGAAUAUAUCAAAUACCCAGCAUACUGGAUAUUGGUGUGAAAGAUCCGCGCGCCUCACUCAGUCCAAAUUAUCCCAGCGGGCCAAUGGAUCCAAGGCAACGUCUGACAAAUAAUAUACUAAUCAAUCCAACACAAGUGGGAAUAUAUUCGAGAAGAGACUUUCCUGUGACUGUUUCACCGAAAGCCUAUGGCAGUUCUCAACCCCCUAUUGAGUUUGCACCACGAGAAAAUAAGCCCACGUCGACGCAGAGAAGUAAAAGUGGCUACAGCAGCGAAGAAAACUGGGACUCAGAUCCAGAAACGCCGCCGGUUGUAAAUGUACCAAAAAUUAUACCGCCGCCAGUGCCAUUGCACAUUCCACAAAAUCCAAUUAAUCGGUCCUUUAAUGAAUACGUGAAGGGAAAAGAUGCACCUGUGAAUAGUGGUUUUCGGGCAGCCAAUCCACACUUGUUGCCAACACCACCUUUUGAACGCCCAAAUGUCGGGCAUCCUAUGCCGCCGCGGCUAGCCACAAAUCAGCACCUUCACCAAAUCUCUGCCGCAGGAGUACCGCCUCAUAAUCCUAAUCAUAGUAAAUUUAGCGCAUUGCUCAAUGAUAAAACCGAACGCAGCAAGUAUUUCGAAUCGAAAAAGCAAAAACAGAGUGAACCGCGGACAUAUGUGGAAUAUAAGCAAGCAAAAGCGCGCGCUGCCGCGGAAGAGGCAGCGAGAAGAGCAGCUGCAGAGGCGGCAAAGACUGCUGAAAACAGCAAAGAUAUUGGCGAAGUGGCUGAGGUGGAUAGCAGUGUAUUAGCCAAGCUUUCCGAACAGCCACCAGCCGCAUCUACGUUGGAUAAAUUGUAUCGAAGCACCGACUUUAGCACCUGUGAGUUUCCCAAAGCGAAAACUAGCUUUAAAAUACCAAAGAAGACUGUCGAAAAACCAGUCGACAACAGCGAAGCUAAACCAAAAACUGUUGAGAAGAAAGAAGAAGCUAAAGAAAACAAAAGCGAAGUGGAAGUAUCUGAACAAAAACAACAAAAGAAAGAAAAAGAGCAGAAUAUUGUGGACACUGUGAAAAAAAAUAAGACAGCUGAAAAACAGGCGACAGUGCAAGGUGGUAAGAUCGCGUUUGUGAAAAAUCCAGCGCUAAAGAAGGACAUGGAUGAAGUCAAAGAAAAGAAGGAAGCAAACGAAAAGAAGGAUGUAAGCGAAAAGAAGGAUAGAAGCGAAAAGAAAGAAGUUAGCGAAAAGAAGGAUGAAAAGGCAGAAGUCCAAAAGAAAGAUGUAACCAAACAGAAUGAGGUAAACGAAAAGAAUACCGAUAAAAUAAACCUAAACAAAGAAGCAAUCAAAAAGGAUAAAGAAACGAACAAAAAAGUUAGCGAGAAGGUUAAAACGAAAACCGUAAAUAAAAUGCAAGAAACUAAAGUGAGUGUUGCACCGGUGAACGCUGAGGUGACGCAAGUAGCCUCAGCGAAUUCCAAACAGGAACUCGGCACUAAAAUUGGGAAGGAUAAUAUCGGAGCAAGCCAACCAGCAUGUGGCGCAGACUUAGGUGUGGUUGCAGAAACCGCUCUGUCCAAUUUUACACCCUCCAAAGCGCCAGCAAGUAUCUCCGAUGAGCCGAAGGAAGUAAACAUAACUCAAAAGCCAAUUGAAGCUGAAAUCUCUGUUGAGGCUGUCACUGCAAACCAAGAGUCUGGCAAGAGUAAGCCACAGAAACCAGUUGCAGACAAUGAAACGAAGGAAGAGAGCAAGCCUGACAAAGGCGAGGGUGAAUCUCCUUCAACCACUCCAUCAUUAUUUUCAGAUAACCUCGGCAGUGCUACAAUACCAGCGCGUAUUUUGAGACGACGCAACACAAUGGUUGUGCGCGGUAGUCUACCGGAAGUGGAUAAAGAUAAGAUCUUUCCCUUCAAGUCGUUGGUGUAUGAAGAUAUACAAGGCGCAAAAGAGGAGGAACGCCGGAAGGAAAUUGACGCUAUGCUGCCUAAAAAGAACAAGUGUCUGGCGGAAAUGUUCCAGAGAACCGACGAUAACUGCAAGGUUUCAACACAGAAUAUAAUUUCCGGCAAGCGUCGCACACGCACUAACGUAAACUUUAAUGAAGUGCAACGUACUUUGGAAGUUUUCCAACACAAACGACGUAGCGAGCCGUUGAAACCGCCCAGCGAGAAAGCGUCACCAGUGGUAAAGAAAACGCCACCCAAAGGAGGAAAGAAAGGCCCCAAGAGUAGAGUGAAGACGGAAACUAACGAAACCGGUAGUGACCAGGUGACAGAGGAUGUAGAGAUUACUGAGCAGGUGGAGGCCGAAGAAACUGAAAAGAAAAAGCGCUCCGUCACCGCGAAAACAAUAAAACAGGAAAAACUGGCUGAUGAAGAAAAACCUAAUAAAUGCGCUACAGGAAGGAAAUCAAAUGUGGCUGCGAACGCACAACCCUUAGAAGAAGCAGAUACCGCUAAACCAUCGCCAGCCGCGAAAGCAGUUGGAAAGUCAGCAAAGCCUAGUAGAAUUGACGUGCUAAUGGACGAAGAUGCACAAAAACGACACUUGCUGGAAAGCUUCGUACAGGACAUACUAAACCCAAAAAAGGAUAAAGCACAAAUUUUCAGUUUAUUGUCGCAAAUUCUCAGCGAAGACAACCUGAAAUUCGUAAAAGAGAUUGUAGAAACACAGGCAGAGAAAAAUUCGGCACAGCUUGAAGAAGCUCACGAGGACGAGGCCGGUGAAAAUGAAAGUGUUGCAUCAGCAUGUGAAGACUUGCAGAAACCGGAAGAUGUCUUAGACAAGAAGGAAGGCGAAAGUGAUGCCAUAAAUGUAGCAAAACCGCCAAAAGCCAAAAGAAAGUAUAAGAAUGAGCUGGAUCGUCUAAACGAGGACAUACGCACCAUGUUUAUAAGUCAAGGUGUUCUAACGGCCACUGGGCGUCGCAUGUGCACGCUGGUUGCAGCCGCAGAGCAGGCGGAUAAAGUUGAUGAUGCAAAGGAUGUUACUGAAAAACCGAGUCAAACUGCAGUGGCUGCUGAAGUGAACGACACGCCGGUAGUAAUGCCUGCAAUACCGCGCAUACGUAAAGCCAAGGUUGUGUUGAAGCAAUUGAAUGUCAAUGAUUUUCAAAGGCGGUCAAAGAGGAACAGAAAAGGAAAUAAUGUGGAAGCGAAUGACAGCGCAGAUGAACUUGAGAGUGAAGUGAAUAGCAUUUCGAAAACUGAUAAAACACCACCGCGAAAAAUGCCUGUACUAAAACCCCAUACGCCGAUAAAACAAUCGGAAGUAGAAGACGAUUCUUCAGAUGAGCCGUCUGAGGAGCCAGCCGCUAAGAAGGUCAAGGUAGACGUUAAAGCGAAGCAAUCCAAACCAGGACCGAAAAGUAAGAAACCGAAAGAGGCCUUGUUAUCCGAUGACGAGGAAGUUGUUGCCGAAAGCGACCAUGCCUUGGAGAAUGCUAACGACUCCGCCUCUAAGUCUGCUCCUUUAAAGAAUGCUAACGACUCCGCCUCUAAGUCUGCUCCUUUAAAGAAUACCAAUAAAGAAUGGCAUUCGCAAUCGAAGUGGACUAAAUGGUGUGUGAUAUGUGAUACGAAAAUCAAUUUUCCAGCUACACAUUACAAGGGCAACCACGGCGAAUACUAUGCAUCGCGACUUUCGCCUGAGAUUUUGGAAAAAAUGAAGGCGGGAAAAAUGUCUAAACCCUUCUUCGGUGUAAACCAUAAGAAAUUCAUGUACUGGUCAUAUCGUUGCCCCUUUUGCCUGCAGCACAAUCGCACGGUACAGAGCAGCUGGACAGAGCAUUUCAUAACGCAUACAGGCGAAUACCUCUUUGAAUGUAGUGAUUGUCAUCGACCUUCAUCCAAAGCAAACCAGCUAGACACUCAUACGAAGACAGUGUGCGUUGGCGCGACUGUAGUGCGUAAGAACUCGAUGCCACACGGUCCAGUGUUGACAGGACAUGUCUGUCACCUAUGUAAUUACAUACAGCUAAACAGACAGAAUCUAGACGAUCACUAUAUCAAUCAGCAUGGUAAGGCCAAAUCGAAAAUCGCUAAACUCGGCUACACAAUUGAUUUGUUCGAUAUCAGAGACGUGGAAAAUGUGGACGCUUUGAAAGCAAUCGAGUUGGAAACAAAAAUUUUGAAUGAAGGUUUAGACAGAGAGGACAUCGAAGAAGCCAAAACUCAGGAGGAGACCAACGAAGAGGACGAGGAAAGUAACGCUGCAUUGGAGGAGCCAAACUCCCCGAAAAGUGAUAACGAAAGCAUUGAUAGUGACGACUUACCAAUCGCAAAAAGUGUGCAGUGCAAGCAGAACUCCGAUGUAAAGAAGUCAGCUGUCGAGAAGGCUUUGAACUCCAAUGUAUUUGUGCCCACACGCGAGACAAAUGAGUCACCCACUAUGAAUAAUUUCGCGCAAAGCUUGUUUACUAUAUCACAUGAACAGCCGGUAACUGGAAUUGAUGGCGUUGCAUCUGCUGUCGGCGGCGUAGCUGGUGGCAGCAUAUCGAUGGCAGAACGCUUAAGCCAGAGAUUCAAAAGUAUAAAAAGCGGGAAAGUAUCCAUGGCGAACACCAACAGCAGCCCCAAACCAGCAGUGCCUCGCAUCACACCGACCACAGCCAGCACAACAAAAAGCACGCUAAAUGUCGUAACGUCCCCGCUAGCACAGACAGCAGCACCACGUGUCGAAGCGCCUACCAUCCUUCAUGUUGCGAAUGCACCACAGACUCAAAACAAAAGUUGUACAACCACUAACACUGCUACUGUAGAUCCUUUAUGUACCGAAAAGUCCACGGUACGGCCAGAGUUAAAUCCCUCAACGGAAACAGCCUUCUCUACCAAUACGGGAAGCGUCUGCCUGGCCACUGAAAAGCGAGUUACAGAUGUAGUAACUUCUUCUGCGAUUGAAACCGCUGUCGAUUCACCAGCUGAAGAUGACGAUGAUAACUGGGAAGAUAUUGAAAUAACCGAGUCUGCACCGAGCACGUCGUCGUCUGUGGUUUCGACUGCGUCAAGCGCCAUCAACAGUAAAAACAGUAAAUCUAGCAAGAAGAAUGUGUUGCAUAAGUUAAAUCGGCUAUACGCGACGAAUACGAAAUUAAAGAGAAGUUUAUCAAUCACCAUUGGUAGCAAAAGGAAGCCGACGGAAGAAAGGAAGGAUGGGGAACCUAGUAAGGCGGCAAGUAAAGAGAACGCUACCCACAACGUCGUAGUAAAUGUGAGCAAUAACAAUGUAGAGGUAGCGGCUCAACCUACAGCCGCACCUCUACCUUCAACUCCGGCGCCAGUUACACCUGCAACUCCAACUCCAGCUCCGCCUGCAACUCCAACUCCAGCUCCAGUUACGCCUGCAACUCCAACUCCAGCUCCAGUUCAUAUUUCCAAUGUAGAGCUGAGAAGCGGGCCAACGAUUUUGGCACAUGUGCCACCGCUUAGUGAUGAACCUAACCUCGGCUUUCGUCCACUUAUUACCAAUUUGGCUGACUUAUUGCCCGACUCACCGCUGAAUGAUCCAAUAGAGUUGGUACCAGAGUUAACACCCAUGGAAUCGUUGCAGGACCUCCGUGAUGUUUCGUCCAUACUAAAUUCCGAUUACAUGUCAGACAAUUGGGAGGCAAAUGCUACGCCCAUGCAUUUAGAUAACGAUAGUCAACAAGCGGAUAUGCAGGAGGCAUUGGACUUUGUAAACGAACAACAGCAAGAACAAAGUAGGAUAGUGGCCACUACUGCAGCCGCCAAUGAGAUCGGUCCGCUGAUGGCUUUGACAUCAAUACACCGCAUAGAAAAUAUCGGCUAUUCGAAAUCCAUCGAUGAUAAUACUUUCAAAUUUUACUGUCUUUCCGAGAAUUGCACAUUUCUCUAUUCGAGUGAGGCAAUUGGCCUUGAAACCCAUUUCAGUUGUGAACACAAGCAGAGCACUUGGAAUGGCUAUUGUCACAGUUGCAAAGCACAAGUUGAAGGCGAUGCUGGUUUGGGAAAUAAGUUCCCGCUUUCCGUCGAAUUGAAUCACAUGCGUACGAAGCAUUUAGCGUCACCGAUCCUCACUCCUCUACCUGCAGUAGAAGAGUUAAAACAGCCAUCCAAGUCUAAUUCGCCAGGACUUGAUGAUGAUAGACCGCGUAUUAAGAUUAGACGCUUGACGGGCGAUUGUCUAUCGACAACGCCGACACCCACUUCGGCGCAAGGUUCCAAGCCAGUAACUGUAUUCGAUGAAAACGCGCAGCAGGUCGAAUUGACAACCAUAGAAAGAUCGCCUUCACCGGCGAUCUCAACUUCAUUCCUAAACCAAAUACAACCGCCAGCAGUAGAGAAACCAAUUGAGAAUAGACACUUUCAAAAUAUUGGCGCCCAAGAUGGUCGUUCGCCUAGUAAGGAAAUCCCUUCUGCUACAGUGGAAGCUCAAGCUUCAACACCGCCAUGCCAACUACAAAUAGCCAGUGUGGUUAGCUUGAAGGAAAACAACGCCCCUCCACCAACCACACCUAGCGUACAGCUGCCAGUCAUAUCAAAUGUUUGCAGCUUAAAUUCCCGCUCCAACGCAUCACCAACAAAUAACACAGGCUCCCUUUGGGCUCAACACAUAGCUGAGGAACGCGCCGAGCUGGAACGUUCGGCUUCCGAGUCUUUGGAAGUAUCGCGCAUACUUGCCAGGAACAGGCGUUCCGAGCGUGAUAGCGGUGCUGAUAGAAACUCGGUCACAAGUGACUCGCCGGAACCGCAAGUAGUCGCUGAAACUGUGCCUGUUGGACAAGCAACUACUGGCAGUUACCUUAUAACCCAAACAGUUUCGGCUCAAUAUGAAGAAGGACGUUUGGGUUUUAAUAUCUCAAUUGCAGCGAAUCCUUCAGCACGUAUAAGUCGUUCGGAUUCGGGUAGCAGCACGAGCACCUCAUCAGUUGUUGUACCAACGGCACCACAAUUUAAGUGCAUGGCAAAUGGCUGUAAAUAUCAGACGCGCUUACCACUGGCCAUGGGCGAUCAUUUGCAAUUCCAUGACCGUCAAAACUUCAGCGCCCAACGUGAGUAUCUGCGUUGCUCGCAAUGCUCAUUUUUAGCUGAAGAUGUGGAUGGAUUUAUGCAGCAUACCGAUCAAAAGCAUGGUAUGUUGAUGAGAAGCGCUUCAGAUACAGGAACGAUAAGGGACAUACUGCGUAACCCGGAUAGCAAUGGUAGUCAACAGGGUGCGAGUGAAAACGCAACUACCAGUACUGGGGCGAGCAACUACCAGCGCUGGGGGAAGAAAGAGACUUUCACUCAAGAAACAUGGGAAACUGCACUUAAGGACAUUGUUUCAGCAACUGGUGUGCCAGACUCGAAACUUUUCCGCUGCACCAUUGAGGAUUGCAAGACAAAACUAACCGAAGCGAGCUAUUAUUCACAUGUCGUUUAUCAUCUAUCCACCCUGGGCCAGAUAAAUAUUAAUGCCCACACCUACAAGUGCCCACAUUGUAAGUGUACCUUUAAUAAGCCACAAAAGAUCAAGACGCAUAUAAAAUCACACGGUAUACACAGAUAUUUCUGUUAUAUGUGCACAAAUACCGCCAUUAACAUUGAACAAAUGCAAAAACAUUUUGAGGACAAACAUUGGCGUUGUAAGAAAUUACGUCCCACUCUAUUGCCUUUUAAAGCGACAGAUAAACAAAGUUCAAGCAAUUCAUACUAUGUGAUAUUCACAACAACUCUAAGUCAAUAUGAGAUUCAACAGUUUCGUGAGAAACUGAUUGUCGAAUGGCAACGCAAGAAAUCCAGUUCGCGCACACAUUUCAAACCGAGCGAAAUCGGCUUAUUGCCGCUAACACCGAUAUUUGAUAAAAUACUAAAUUGUGCCGUUUGCCCAUAUAAAACAAAGGUACGCACGAAUUUAAUGCGUCAUUUGCAAAUGCACACCGACGACAGCAAUUGUGGUCCACAGCAAUUGACCAAUUUGGUUGAUCCAAUCAAUCCGGUACCAUGCUUGAAGUCGAACGAGAAACAUUUCGAUAGAAUGACAAAUCUGGCAUCAUCUUCUUUGGUGGUGGGCAGCAGCUCAACCGGAAAUGCGACAAGCACUGCUAAUGAUGGUAACAACGCGCCAACCAUUGGCGUUAAGGGCAAAGUACUUUACGCAUAUAUACCGGAUACGAAACGUUAUACCUGCGGUGUUAGCAAUUGUCAAUAUUUGACAAUAUCGGAUGAUAUUUUCCGAUCGCAUUUGAAUGCGUUGCACGGUGAUAUUUUGAAUUAUAAUUGCCCGCAUUGCAAGGAAGAGAUCUGUAAGCGUAACUUGUCGAUUGAACGGAUUCUAAAUCACUUACGUUUUCAUGGACCGAAAUUGUAUCAGUGUGAAUCCUGUGGGUACUUGCAUUACAUGAAAAAUGUGGUUGAUCGGCAUAUACGACAGCAUGAUGUAGAUCCGCCGUUAUUCGUGAAGGUGAUCGAGUACGAUCGGACGAAAGAGAAUGCAGCCAAAAACCCCGAUAGCACGGUAACUUCCGCAACACCAAUGACAACCACAGGAGCCGCCGCUAAAUCCGAAGCGCUAAAAUCCAAAGGCGGCAAACAGAACAAAUGGUCGUGUAAUUUGUGUGGCCACAAAACAAUGACACACCAACAAAUCGUUGCGCAUGCAACAUCUCAACAUUCCUGCAAACACCAAUAUCAAUGUAUGCAUUGCGCAUUUACAGCGCCACAAUUGGUGCAAGUGAUGACACAUAUCGAUGAGAAGCAUUCGGGUAAAAAGCGUGAAGCGCGUUAUGUUUUCGAAAAGCUAGAGGAGCAGGAAGAUAGUAAUAGCAGUGCGAAGGCGAUUGAUACGCGUCCGCUCUGGCAAAGGGACGAUCCGACACGUGUACGACACAUACGCGGCAUACUUAUGGAGGAUGAGGAAGAAUCUGAACGCUAUCAAAAGCGUUUAUGUUUGGAUGAUAAUGAUGAGGGAACGGAAAAUGGCGAUAGUGAUGAGAAUUUAAAUUUAGAACAAUUUGGAUUUCUUUGCUACUAUUGCAAUACUAAAUUUCCAAACUUCGAGGAUUUGCGUGAUAAACAUUGGCAAAGUUCCGGUUGCCAAAAAUUUGAUACAAUGAAACCAUUCCGCUAUCGUAUUUGUACGACGCUCAAAUGCCCACAUUGUCUUUCGUUUACGGGCAACAGUAUUGAAUUGAUAGCUCACAUGAAAGAGAUGCACCAGGCAACUAAAUAUUUAGCUGCCGACGCAUAUGCCACAUCAGCUGGUUUGACUUGUGGCCAUUGUGAGUAUCGAGGCCAAUCGUUGGCGCACUUAGCACAGCACACAACGCGUUUGCGCCACAAACCUUUGGAUUUAAAAGUCAUGUCGCUGGCACAGCUCGAAAAAUUGAAAACUCUGGGUUCCCCUUUAACAUACGUCCAAUGCUUAAGUUGCAUGGAAUUGCUCGCCAAUGAGGCUGGUUUUGUGGAGCAUACAUCAUUGGCGCACCCAAAUGAGUGUGAUAUUAAAUCGCAGAUAAUAGAGAGUAAACUAAUCUACUCGUGUCCGAUAUGCCCAUUCACGUCGCAACAGGAAAUGACCGUCUUGCGACAUAUGAUCGAUCAUUAUAGCGGUUUUAAGCGUUGCUACUUCUGCACACAGCCACAGUCCUCUUUCAAUGGUUACAUGCAACAUUGUUACUCGGAUCAUCGUGAAGAGAUAAAGAAUUUCUGCUAUAUCUAUACUAGCGCCGAAAUCAGUAGAUACCUGCAGCAGCUGCAGUUGAUAUUCCCCAAUGGUUUGACGGUAGAUCUAUGCAAUCUACGCUUAACGCAAUACCUAAAAGAGUAUGGAAACAAGCAGAUUAAAUUGCUCUACGAUGAGAUACAGAAAACGUCACAGCAGCCACCAAUACCGCGUCUCUCGUUGGGACGUUUAGUCGCUAGAAAAUCCAUCGAAGCUAAAAUGGCUGAAACCGGCGCAAACUCACCAACCUCCACAGUAUCAGCCUCAUCCUCGACCACAGCGGCCUUGCAGCUGGCUGGCAAUAAUGCUAAGGCAUUGCAACCAACUUUAACCGCACAAAAAAUUAUGAAACGUCGCAGCACGAUUGCAUUAGGUAGAGAUGAGUCUGUUAUGAUGCGCUUAGCGGUUAGCUCCCCAACGGGUGAACCGACUGGGAUUUUGUUCAGCAAUAAAAAGAGGAAGACGCUACACAAUUUGGAGGUACUACCACCUCCGACUGCUGUGGUUAGAGAGAAUGUCGUGAUGGACGAUAGCGAGAAUUCCAACUUUAGCAUCGUAAGCGAUAGUGAAACAUCGCAAGCGGAGCAGCAGCAAUUGCAACCGUUUAGCUACUAUGGAAAGCCAAUAGUGCCAUUGGAUUUGAAUAAAAUAUUUAUCAAGAUCGCGGCAGCAGAUACUGUGCAGACGAGAAUCACCAUAUCGAAGUUCAAAUUGCUGUACAACAUAACGCCGCGCGUAGUUGUGACGCCCACAGAUAUGACAAAGUACCGUAAAGCAGCUGGAAAGAAACGUAAAACAAUAAAACCCUGUCCGUUGAGUCAUAAGAUCAGAUACAGUUGAGCGGUGAAAUUACAAAUGUACGUAAGUGGUGGAGUUGUGUAACAUACUUAUUGCACAACAACAGGAUUUGAAUAAGACCAUGUUCCUUCGUGAUAUUUAAGCAGCAAAUGUGCUACUAAGCAUACGAAAGUGGUAAACUACUCGUUUAGGUUAUGUUUCGUCGAUAAAAAAAAUAAAAAAAAUAAAAUAAAAUGUAACACAUAAAUAAGUACUUUCAAAAAGUUACUUAAGUAAUUAAUUACCGAUUAAGUAAGCUGAAAUUCCUAUUUUUGUAUAUGUACGUAUGUAUGUAACAACGCGCGAAGUGAAUACUUACAUUUUUGUGGAUUUGCAGAUUAGGCGGAACUGAUUAUUUAUAGUCAAACUUAUAUGAGAAAGACAUGAAUGUAAUUUAAUUAUAUCUAAGAGUAAGGUACCGUAAUUAUUUUCAAUUAACAUUAUUACAAAUGGUAAACAUAUUUUAAUUAUUAAAGUACAUAUACAUACAUAAUGCUCCAAACGCAUAUCGUUUCACAGUCGAAACGCGUAGUUAAAGCUUGUCUUUGUUUUACUUUUAGUUUUAUAACAAAUAAAGAUUUUAUGUUUAAUUUA
Rhagoletis pomonella (apple maggot) is the source of this 13431-nucleotide messenger RNA. RefSeq names its product protein NipSnap-like. The record is from RefSeq and is a predicted model, not a curated record. Bases 646 to 12840 code for a protein of 4064 amino acids. Gene Ontology annotation, cellular component: chromosome; nucleus; mitochondrion. The transcript is spliced from 7 exons. Gene Ontology annotation, biological process: regulation of transcription by RNA polymerase II. Gene Ontology annotation, molecular function: RNA polymerase II transcription regulatory region sequence-specific DNA binding; DNA-binding transcription factor activity, RNA polymerase II-specific; chromatin insulator sequence binding. NCBI's taxonomy places the organism in Eukaryota, Metazoa, Arthropoda, Insecta, Diptera, Tephritidae.